AUGGCCAGGAAACCUUUCACGCCUAGCCAGGUGAUGGCGGUACAAAUAUCAGAAAGGACGAUGUCUGUGUUUUCGAUCCUUGGUUCUUUCUACAUCAUGGUCACCUUCAUCAAGUGGAAAUACUUCAGGAAGCCGAUCAAUCGAUUGGUAUUUUAUGCGUCCUUCGGAAACGUCAUGGCCAAUGUCGCUACUAUGAUAUCAACCACUGCGUUGCCUCUCAAGGGCCAAACUCCUUCUACGCUCUGCCGAUUUCAAGGUAUCUUCAUUCAAUGGUUUAUGAUGGCAGAUUCUCUAUGGGUCUUCUGCAUGGCGCUCAAUGUGUUGAUAGUAUUUAAGAGCAGCUGUGAUAUCCGUCGCCUCCACCGACUUGAGAAGUGGUAUCUUCUUUUCGCAUAUGGCCUACCAUUCACUCCGUGUCUGGCAUACCUCAUUCUCGACCACUCCCGCAAAGAUCGCGUCAUUGGCGGCGCAACUAUCUGGUGUUGGGUUGACAAAAGAGUAGAGUGGAUGCGAAUCGCGUGGUUCUAUGCCCCCGUCUGGUUCGUCAUCACCAUGACACUGUCCAUUUACGUCUAUGUUGGGCGCACCAUCUUCAGACAGAGGGCAGAACUCCGGUCACUAUCGAACCCCGUGAGAACGGACUCCACCACUCAUGUCAUCACCAACCCUUUCACAUUCAACGAACCCCACAACAUCGUCAAGCAUGUCGAUAUGCGUGUCACUACCGAGACCAUCGGUUCGGAGAUCUCAGCACAGCCUACCAUGUGCGCCAACGAGUCGCGCGACUCCUUCUCCAGCACGAGGAACCUAUCCAACGUCACUCAAAUAACAGACCCUGUACCAGCUCACCACGAAGAAGGCAGGGGAUACCAAGUCAUGAUCAGCGCCAACAACGAUUUCGAACCCACCGUAUCGCGCAAGUCAUCGACCGGGAAACGAGGAUCGCUAACCCGCCACACCCACAUAAGAGACGGCAACUUAGCAGCCUGGAGCUACUUGAAAGUCUCAUUCCUCAUGUUCGCCGCACUGUUCAUCGUCUGGGUGCCCUCAACCGUCAACCGCCUCCAGCAAUUCAUCCACAAAGAUAACCCCAUCUUCGGCCUCAACCUCGCCUCCGCCCUCGUCCUCCCCCUCCAAGGCUUCUGGAACGCCGUAAUCUACAUGUCAACAACAUGGCCCGAAUGCAAACGCGCUUACCGCGAGACCCUCGAAUACAUAGCCCAGCGACGGCACCCGCGAUCCCGGCAGUCCAAGUCACAAAUCGAAAAAGACACUCCCUACCACCACGCUGAUCCCAUGGACAUGGAAGCCCAGAUCGCGCUCCGCGAAAUGCUCAACACCGACCCCCAACGCCUCCCGUCGCGGAUAUCUAGCAGCGAAUUCUCGAGACCGUCGCACCAGGAGGAGCAAGGUCGAUGA
Aaosphaeria arxii CBS 175.79 is the source of this 1419-nucleotide messenger RNA. RefSeq names its product family A G protein-coupled receptor-like protein. Gene Ontology annotation, cellular component: plasma membrane. Lineage: Eukaryota; Fungi; Ascomycota; Dothideomycetes; Pleosporales. The record is from RefSeq and is a predicted model, not a curated record. The transcript has 4 exons. The coding region runs from base 1 to 1419 and encodes 472 amino acids. Gene Ontology annotation, molecular function: G protein-coupled receptor activity. Gene Ontology annotation, biological process: adenylate cyclase-activating G protein-coupled receptor signaling pathway; cell surface receptor signaling pathway.